Messenger RNA from Drosophila kikkawai, 3455 nucleotides. It is a transcript of the gene brk, whose product is annotated as transcriptional repressor brinker. The record is from RefSeq and is a predicted model, not a curated record. NCBI's taxonomy places the organism in Eukaryota, Metazoa, Arthropoda, Insecta, Diptera, Drosophilidae.
ACGCCGAGGGCAGAACAAUUGUGUUUUGGAUUCCUUGCCGUGCGGAUCGCAACGCGAGUUAUGAGAACGAAGUGAACUAACUCAGACAAAACUUACAACAACUGCGCUGGCAAAACAACAUUAUCAUUACAUGCACUAUUUUUUUUAACAGUGAAUUGAAUAUAUUGAAAAGGCAAAAAUUAAAAAAGUAAAAACAGAAAGAAACCAAAAACGAAACGAAGAAACGCAACGGAUUUUCAAAGUGUGAGCGUGUGCGAGUCGAGUUGAGGUUGAGUUGAGUUUUUUGAGAGUGUGUGUCUGUAAGCGUCGCCGUCGACGUCGCUGCUGUCGUGUGGAACAGAGCUGCCAGAUCGCGAGUUAUGAAAGCGCAAGCGUCGCAUGCAAGUAGCAAUAACAGCUACAACAACAACAAAAGCACCUAAGAACAGAGAGAACGUGAACAACAAAUUUAUAAGCGAAAUAUAUAUAUAUAUAUUAUAUAUUUUUGCUAUUCAAACGUUUUAUAAACGCCAAAAACAAAAAACCAGAAGAAAAUACUUUAAAAGAUGGAUAGCAGCAGCAGCGAGCAGAGUUUAAUCAACGGCGGAGCUUUGAAUUUCAAGCGGCCCAAGGAUGCGACGACCACGGAGAGCAACAACAACAAUAGCAGCAACAGUAAUGGCAACAACAGCAGCAGCGGCAGCCCCAAAAUGGGCAGCCGUCGCAUCUUCACGCCGCACUUUAAGCUGCAAGUCCUGGAAUCGUAUCGCAACGACAACGACUGCAAGGGCAACCAGCGGGCCACGGCUAGGAAGUACAAUAUCCACCGACGUCAGAUCCAAAAGUGGCUGCAAUGCGAGUCGAAUCUGCGCUCAUCGGUGGCCAACAAUCAGCAGCAGCAGCAACAGCAGCAGCAGCAACAUCCACAUCCGCAUCACCUUGCCCCCCAACAGUCGCAGCAGCAGCAGCAACUGUCGCCGCAGCAGUCUUCGUCCGUUUCGCCCACGCCCGUCAAGGUGUUCCAUCAGCUAAGCCAUCCUUUGGUCCAUCAGCUGCAUCAUGCCCACCAUGCCCACCAUGUCCAUGCCCAGGCUCAGGCCCAUCAUCAUCAUCAUCAUCAUCACCAUGCUGCCGCAGCGGCAGCAGCGGCGGCAGCAGCAGCAGCAGCAGCGGCAGCGGCCCAUCAUGCUCAUCAUCUGCUGGCCAAUGGCAUGGUGCCGCAUCCGCAUCCACUGGCGGCAGCCCAUCCGCAUCUGCAUGUGCCAGUGCCAGUGCAUCCGCAUAUGCAGCAGCCGGAGCAGGAGAAAAUGCAGCAGCAGCAACAGCAGGAGAAGAUGCAGCAAUUGCCUCCAGCAACCAAUGGUAGCAGCAAUAAUCAGCUUUCGGCGGCCAAGAUCGCAGCCGUGGUUGCGGCAGCCAUGGCCACCAGCACAAAUGCUAGCUCCAAUGCGACCAAUGGUAGCCCCCAUCCCCAUCCUCAGACCCUGCCUCAGCCCAGCCCCACCAGCGCCAAUACAUUGCCAUAUAGCAGCAGCGCCUGCAACAGCAGCAGCAACCCAAGCAACAGCAGCAGCAGCAACCAAGUGCCAACACAAGUGCCAAUCCUGGGCAGCAGCUCCCCGGGAAGCAGCAGUUCCGCCGUCAGUCACAUUCCACUCAUGCCUUAUCCCUACCAUGCCGCCGCCGCUGCCGCCUAUCACCUGGAGAGUCGCCUGGAAGCGGUGGCCACGCCUGCGCCCAUGGAUCUAUCCCUUGGCUCCUCUGCUCGUCGCCAAAUGCAGAUGCUAGAAAAGGAUGACCAGGAUGGUCAUACAACAGGGGCUGGUGUGGAUCUGACCUUCAGGAAGCGCAAGGUUAUCACCAUGCCGGUGCAGCCGGAUAAGAUCAGUAAGCUGGAGCAGACGGCCGCCAUUAAGUUGGAGCCGGAAACGGAGACGGAGAACGAGGAUGUGGAAGUGGAUGUGGAGACGGAGCAGCCAGAGGAGCACAACAACAAGCUGCCCUCCAAGCAGGUCAAGCUGUUCAAGCCCUAUUUACUGGAUGAUGAGGAGGAGCACGAGGACGAGCAUGAGCAUGAGGAGGACAGGGAGGAUCUAGAUGGCGAGGAGGAGGAGCAGGAGGCACGCGAUGCCGAUGCAGAUGAUGAUGAGGAGGAGUCCGAGAAGCAGCAGCAGCAAAAUCGCCGCCUUAAGAAGAAGGCAACGGUAUGCGAACAGAGGGAUCCCAUUAUUUGGAGCAAUCAUCCCUAUGCAGCGGUAUCGCCAGGACGCUCCUCCAGCUCUAGCUUUCAUUGCCCCCUGCAGACAUUUCCCGUCAGCGUCAGCUCCAGAGGGAGUCCUCCUCAGUUUCAGCACGAUACGAAAGCCAACAGCAGCAGCAGCAGCAGCAGCACAACACCCCUCAGCCCCUUCUCGGCGCCCGCCCUCUCGCCCACCGGCUUCUGCUGUCCCAAAGGAUCUCCCGUUUCCGGCUAUGAGAGCAGCUCCUCCACCUAUAGCGACAACAGCAGCAGCCGGAGCAGCACGGGCAGCGGCAGUCUCAGCGGCAACUACAGCCUCAACCUGCAGCUGCAUGCCGUCUACAACGACAACAACCUGAUGUACAUCCAGCAGCAGCAACAGCAGCAGUACCAGCAGCAGCAGCAGGCCCAUCACCAACAGCAGGCGCACCUGCAGCGCUGGCUGGAUCAGGAGCAGGCACUGGCCAGGACAGCGACGCCCCUGAUGCUCGCCUCGGGCAGCAGCCCCACGGCGCCCACGAACCUGACCCUGGUGGCCUGAAGGAAUUAAUACAAGAAUACUUAGCAGAAGGAGGAUAAGGAGUGGAGAGAGAGGAUAACGAGGAUACGGAGCAGCAAUCCCACCAAUCGGAAGUUAUGGCAGUCACUGGGCCUGGCCUUUUAGCUAUCUAAGCCAUCAUUUUUUUUAUUAGUAUUUUUAAUAUAUAUAUUUUAACUAGCACCUAAGUCUUACCUUAAAGAAUGUUAGGAUCGUAAGUGAAACAAAAACAUAUAUCUUCCAAGCAUAUCAGCAAAAAGAGAAAACACUAAAAAUAAACCCCGAAAGCAGCCCAUAGGUCUUAAGUUUAAAUACUUAUAUAUUUUAUUCUUUUUUUUUUUUUUUUGGCUACCAACUAAGAACAAAUUAAGCUUAAGUUGUGUAUUUUUUUUUUUUUUUUAAUGUGUGUCUGUUCUUUUUUUUCAAGUGUAAAUAAUUGUGUAAAAAAAUCAAGAAGCCAAGCGAAACAUUUGAAUUUUGCUAAAAAAAAAAAAAGGAAAGGAAUUUCAACGCUUAAAUUUAAUUUGUGAAGAGAGAGAGGGAGGGGGGUAAAAUGUGAGAAAAAUGCAACGCAGAGAAACUGAGAGAAAAAUUUGUUAAGAGUAAAACGCAAGCUUUAAAACACACACCAACACAACACACACAUACACGUUUGGAAAUUGAAAAUUGAAAAUUCUUGUGAUAUUGAAAAACAACAAA